Molecule: messenger RNA, 633 nt
Organism: Funneliformis geosporum
Lineage: Eukaryota; Fungi; Glomeromycota; Glomeromycetes; Glomerales; Glomeraceae
Source: the annotation of a GenBank genome assembly
AUGUCAAAUAAUGAAGAUAAACUUGCCGCUGGCAAACGUGAGAAAGAUAAUGGCAACGAAUGUUUCAAAAAGGGAGAUGUGAAAGAAGCUUUGCGAUAUUAUCACCAGGCGUUGCUUAACUUGAGUGGCCUUCAAAAUAACAAAUCAUUUGCCGUCUUUCGAAAAGAACAAGAGGAGGAACCUAAAAAAGAUCCUUUACAAGAAGAUAUUUUGAAAACCACGAGCGUAGUAUAUAGUAAUAUGUCUGCAUGUUGUAUAAAACUUGAAAACUGGACUAAAGCACUUAAUUACGCAAACAUGGCUCUAAAGAACGAUCCUGAAAAUACGAAGGCUUUAUUUCGUCGAGCUCAAGCUUACAUUAACGAAGGAAAUACAACUAGAGCUCGAGAAGAUUUGGAAAAAUUAACAGAGAAGAAUCCUGAAGACGCGGCAAUAAAACGUGAAUGGUAUAACCUUAAAAAGAAAGACAGAGAGCAAGAUGAGAAACAGCGUAAAGAACUAAAGGGAAUGUUUGAUCGCGGGAGAAAGAAAGAAGAAAAUGAAGAAAACAAAGACAAUAAAUCCACAAAUACUACUACUGCACACUCACAACCAGCUUCGACGGAACCUCGCUUUGUUGAACUUGACGAUUAA